UUGCUAAUGUUUUUUUCCGCGAUCGAUCGUCGCAACGCAAAUUCAUCAUGUGCCUCUUAUCGCUGAUAAGAAUGUCGCUCUGCAUAUGUAAAGUGUUUCUGGGAUCAAUCUUGUAAACUCGUCACAAUCGUUAAAUGGUGAUGGGCAAAGGUGAGGAGAGGAACGGCACGACAGCGCAGGCGGGAGAGUCAACCUUCUUGGCGAAGAGUUCGAGCGAGGCGAGCAAGAUGCUGGAGGCCGCGCUGCUUCAGAUGGACGACAUUAUUUCCGGUGCUUGCGCGGAAAGCUCAACCGAAAGCGGAAGCUCGGAGUGGAAGAACUCGGUGAAGGAGGCGGCGAGGAAUCUCGUAACCGCGAUAAAGAGCGCGCCGUCACCGCCCCCGCCGCCCGACGCCGUUACCGAGGAUAUCCUGUUGCAAUGGAUGCAACCGGUAAGCAGACAGACAAAGAUAAUACUACGCUCUGUUCCCGCGUCGAUUUUGUUCCGUAAGCCGGUAAAAGACAACUCGAACGUUUCCUCGGCCGCUUCAAACGCGAUGUCUUUAAGUAGCUGGACCAAGGACUGCGAAGAGCCGUCUAAUGGCUGCGAUCUUCGUUCGCAAUCGGAUUCGUCGGACGCGGCGUCGACUAUAAAGCUCUGGAACAGCCGAUGGACGCCCUCAGAGGGUUACGAUUCGUCGGGCACGUCGUCCGAUUCCGACGUGGGUGACGAGUACGUCGAGGACUAUCCACCGGGCAUCGCGAGAUCGACAAUAGCGUGUCAGACGGCCUACCGAUCGCAAGAGUGCUUAUGUCAGGGCGAAAGAUUUAGCAGACAUACGGGUCAAUAUAGUAGUCUUCCUAGGCCACCGACGUCCAAGAAAGGUGUUGCAUUUGGUAAGGUUCCAAAUUUAGUCUCGGGAGCGCAUACGACGGUACCCUUGGCUGUUAGGGGAAUCGCCGCGAGAUGCCUGUCCGCUCCUAUUCUAGCGGAGGAAGCGAAAAUCGUGAUCUGCGAGGCAAGCGCGGAACCGCUGCCACCGAAACCGCUCGCGGAACUUACUAUGGAGGAAAUCGGCGAUUGGUUGGCUCGUCUCGGUUUGGAGUGCUACGCCGCCGAACUGAGACGAUGGGGUGCUACUGGACUAAAGUUGCUCGAUUCCACGCAGGUUCAACUGGAGAAGGAGUUGGACGUGAAGAAUAUCCUGCACAGGAAAAAGCUCCUUUACGCCAUCGAAUCGGAGCGAAGCAACGGCGCUGGAUUUCUCGGUUCUCAAAAGAUGGAUAACGGGGCCGUGCUACGGUGGCUGGAUGACAUUGGUCUGCCGCAACACAAGGAAGCCUUCCACCAAGCAAAAAUUGACGGUAGAGUUCUGCACAGAUUGACCACGGAGGACCUACUGAAUCUCGGAGUGACUGCGCAAUUGCAUGCCGCCAGUUUAAGACGCGGAAUUCAGGUUUUGCGAGAUUUGAAUUUUGAGUUUGACAAUUUGGAAAGAAGAUCCGCGAAUGGGAACGGCGCCGACGGUAGCAACGUGACUCUCUGGACAAAUCAUCGUGUGAUGGAAUGGCUGCGGGUCGUGGAUCUUGCAGAAUAUGCACCAAACAUGCGCGGCUCUGGCGUACACGGCGGUCUGAUAAUCCACGAAGGUCGAUUCACCUCCGAAUUGCUCGCGACAUUGCUCAGCAUUCCGCCGUCGAAGACCCUACUUCGUAGGCACUUGACGACGCACUUCAAUCAGAUCCUUGGCAGAGAAGUGGUCCAGCAUAAGAGAGAGAUAGAAAGCACACUCGGAUUCGUUCCGCUGACGCUUACCGCCAGAUUAAAGGUACCAAAGAAAUCUCAGUUCACGCUGAAGCGUAAAAAGAGUAAAAACGAAAUGGAUUUCGGCAAUUUGGUUUGCCCAUUGGAAGCAUCGCCACCAGGUACCCCAUCAACGCCCUCGUCAACACCGGGCAGCCCUAACUUGAACUCACCCACAUUCUAACCACAAUUAAAACUUCAUUCGAGUAAUCAUCUAAACUAACUUAUCUGGAGGAUACUGGGCAAAGGAAAAUUAUAGGUUGCAUAUGAGUGGUGGAUGAAAUUGUACAGCGAAUUAUACGUACACAUUUCGGCGUGCAAAAAUAAAGGGAUAUUUAUAUAUUUAGACGAUUGAUAAAAUAUGAAAAACGCCGGAAUCACCCGGGACCAGUUAUCCGUAGCAUAAAUUACCUAUUUAAACAUACUUUGAUAAAAAGUUACAUAAAUGAAAGCUAACUCCAACACCGCCAAUCUCAUUAACACGAUAAAUUAAUAGAUUCAAUGAUAAUUAACUGCGCAUUUUAGAGAAUAAGUAUUUUUAUUACCGAUCAUUAAAUUAUAGAUAUAACGCAAAUUGGAAAUAAAAAAUGCUGAAUUUGUAUUUA
This is a messenger RNA of Formica exsecta, 2388 nucleotides long. RefSeq names its product liprin-beta-2-like (gene Liprin-beta). Gene Ontology annotation, molecular function: protein binding. The record is from RefSeq and is a predicted model, not a curated record. NCBI's taxonomy places the organism in Eukaryota, Metazoa, Arthropoda, Insecta, Hymenoptera, Formicidae. Gene Ontology annotation, biological process: neuromuscular junction development. Bases 135 to 1967 code for a protein of 610 amino acids. The transcript has 11 exons. Gene Ontology annotation, cellular component: presynaptic active zone.